This is a messenger RNA of Trichobilharzia regenti, 5778 nucleotides long. Lineage: Eukaryota; Metazoa; Platyhelminthes; Trematoda; Strigeidida; Schistosomatidae. The record is from the annotation of a GenBank genome assembly.
AUGAAACUGUUCACUACUCUCUGUUGAUCACCAUUAUUAUAAUUAUGCUGUAAUCUUGAACAACACAUCUAUGACUGACUACUACUGCUGCGUCAAUUAAUCUGUGGAAUACUUUUGUCCUUCUUCUUAUUAUAGUUAUUAAUCAGUGAAUCAUUGAACUAAAUUUCCCGCCAAAAAUCAAAUUUAAACAGUAAAACAAAUAAAUCAUUAUGGCUACACAUGAUACACUUUUAACAAAUGCAAACAAUAUAAAUAUUACUGAUCCACAUUCAAUGCUUAAUACUUCAAUCAGUCAAACCAUUGAACAACAUCAAAUGAAUGAUAAGUUGAAUAAUGAAACAUUGAAUUUAAUUAUGAAUGGUACAUGUUCAGUAGCUGCUGCGGCAGCGGUAGCAGCAGCGGCAGCCGCCGCGGCAUCGACUGUUACAUCCUCAGAGUCGUCGUUAUCAUCAGCAUCAUCAGCAGAUGAAUUUCGUCAACAUAUGAAUCGUAUAUCGUUAAAUCAAUUCAUGUCUACAACAGAUGCAUUUACAACAGAUAGUAUGAUUCCAUUUAAUUAUAGUAACAAGAGGAAUAAUAAUAAUACGAGUAAUUCGUGGUUCAUGAAGUCACUGGAGGACGCAUAUGAUACUACUACUAACAACAAUAAUAAUAAUACUCACAACAAUACAAAUAGUAGUCUUUUAAAUGCUAAUCAUAUGGAUAUAUUAGACAAUGAAUCUGUACAUAAUACUACUGAUAAUACUAUGAUAAGUAAUGCAUUUCUUUACUCAUCAUCAAAUCAUUUCAUAAACAGUCAUAUGAAUAGAUAUACGUCAGAUAGGACUACAGAUAUGGAAGGGAAUGAUCUCAAUAAUGCUAAUAAUAAUGACAAUCGUAAAAACUUUAUUUGUAACGUGGAUGAAACCGAAGCUGACGAAGGAGAAGAGGAAGACGAUGAGGAGGAGGAGGCGGUCCCACUGACUGCGGAAGAAUUUCAAGAAGGCAGAGAAGAAGAGAAAGACAGGAGACAGAUGAUGAGUUUACAGUCGAACAGGAAUGUAUGUUUAACACAAAAGGAAAGAAGGUAUUCAUCCAAUGAUGAUGAUAAUGGAUCUAUAUCACCAAAGAUCGAUAAUCCACCCCCACACAUACCCACAUCCUCAUUAUCUCAGCAACACUCUGUCUACAAUCAAUUCUCACAUCACCAUCAUCAUCAUCCCCAGCAUUCAAUGAUGAUGCUUCGCGAUGAAUCACAGAAUGAUGUAAAAAUUAAAGCAGAAAGAGGUUAUGCCGAUGAAAAUGAUGGAGUUGACGGCGGUAAAGUCGAUGACCAUGCUGCUGAUGUUGGUGAUGAUGCUGUCAACAGCUGGAAGAAUAACAGACAUCCAAAGUUAGAAAAUGAAAUAUGUGAUCAAAAAAUCGAUUUUGAAAGCAUAGAUAAUACAAAAGACAAUACUAUUACUACUACUAAUAAUAAUAACAAUGGUAGUAGUAGUAAUAGUAAUAGUAAUCAUAACUCAAUGAUGUCAUUAUCUAAAUCACGUAAUAAUGAAAUAACCUAUUUAAAUCAAGUUAGACAAAGGAAUGAAUAUAAUGAAGGGGAUGUUGGCAAUGAAGAAGGUUUUCAAGAAGACGGAAUAGCUGAGGUCGACGAGGAUGAUGAUGAUGAUGACGGUGUUUGUGAUGAGGGAAAUGUUGAUGAGGUGGAGGGUGACGACGACGACGAAGAAGAAGAAGAAGAGAUGGACGAAGGAGAAGAUGGUGAUGGGGACGAUGAUAUAGAGGAUCUCGGAGAAGAUAUUAGGCAUCGCCAAAGACAACAACAACAGCAACGAGAAAUGCUAUUAGACAAACACCCACCACCUUCUCAUCCUCACCUUCAACAGCAACAACUUAUGGAAAGCGAUUGUUUAAAUCUACUCAAAUAUAAUGGAAGGAAUCAAAUGUUCAAUAUACAGAAUGAUGAUAUGAGUACUGUUACUAAUACUACUACUACCAAUAAUAAUAAUAAUCGAUUAUUAAUGUCACCAACCCAUCAACAUCUGCAACAACAACAUCAUCAUCAACACCCCUCACAUCCUCACCAUACCCACCCACAACCACCACACCACCACCAUCAACAACAACAACACCAUAACAGAUAUAACAAUUUAAUGAUGUGUCAAUCAAACAAAAUUAUUGAUCAUAUGGAAAAUAUAAUUGAUUCUUCACGUGGACAUUCCAAAUUGUUGGAUUCAGCUGGAAUGAAUUAUGGAAUUAGAGGAAAAAAUGAUUCUGAUCUAAUGUCAAGUCCAAUGAAUCUAAAUACUGGUGGUAUGAAUACCAGUCAUAAUAAUAAUAAUAUCAGCAACAGCAACAACAACAACAAUAAUGAUAGUAAUCCUAAUCGUAAAGAAGAUCGUGUUAAACGUCCAAUGAAUGCAUUUAUGGUAUGGUCACGUGGACAACGUCGUCGUAUGGCACAAGAAAAUCCUAAAAUGCAUAAUUCUGAAAUAAGUAAACGUCUUGGUACAAUGUGGAAAAAUUUAUGCGAGUUAGAUAAGAAACCAUUCAUCGAUGAAGCGAAACGUUUAAGAGCCAAUCAUAUGACACAAUAUCCUGAUUAUAAGUAUCGUCCAAGACGUAAACAUAAACCGCUGGAUAAACAAAAAAAGAAUUCAACCAGUUUGCCAUCUUCAAUGAUAAGUGGAUAUUUAGGGAAUAAUACAAUGUCUGGAUCACGUGGACUGCCUACUGGUACUGCAGUUGGUGGUGGAGGAGGUGCUGGAAACGGUGGCGUUGCCGGGGGUGGUGGUGGUAGCGGCGGAGGACCUAUGACGCAUACAAAUCGACCUGUUCCAGAUUUAUUCGAUCCACUCAACUCUCCAUCAUCUCAAUCUCAUCAUCAUCAUUUUAGUCAGCAUAUACACAAACAUGAACAUCACCAUCAUUUACACGGAUUAUUCAAUCCAACUGGGAAUAAUCCACGUCUCCCAACAAAUCAUUCAUAUAUGCCUAAUCAUCAACCCACAGGGUAUUUACCGCAUCCUAUUACUGGUUUAAUGAAUAAUGAGAGUCAGUCUAUGCCAGGAUUAUCUCAGAUACCACAACCUGCAUCAGUUUCAUCUCAUCCACCUCAACAUCAACCAAUUGACUUUCAUUCAUCGCAUCGUUUACAAGAUUAUUUAAAUUCAAAUAUGAUGCCAUAUUAUAAUUAUCCGGGGAGUGAAUUUGAUAGAGAUGCUAAUUUAAAGCAUUCAUUGUUUGGUAUUGAUCCUAUGGGUGCUACUAGAACAACAACGCCAACGCCAACGUUGAGAACAACAACAACGACUCCACCUCGAACAGUGGUUACAACAACAAACACUACCACACCAACAACAACAUCAUCAAAUCAAUAUGAAGAGUAUACAGCAUUUCAUGCGAAUCGACAACUAUCUGGAAGUUAUCGAGAUAAUACUACUAGUGCUACUAUGAUGAAUCAUAUAAGUAGUAAUUACAGUCGAUCCUUAUCAGUUCAAGAUAAUGGUGGUCGACGUAUUUAUGCAUCAGAGCAAAAUUUAACUAAUCAUCAAUUUAAUCCGAAUUUCUUUUUGAAAAGAAGUGAAGAAUCGAUUCGAAGUCCUACUGGUUCUACGACUAGUACUAUUGCAAAUACUCCUAAUAGUAUUACUGGCAGUAAUGGUGGUAGCCAGCGUUCUGUUCCUCCACCACCCUUCCCUUCUUCACAUCCUCAUCCUCAUUCUCAUUCUCACCACCAACACCACCCACACCAUCCACAGCCGAUGAAUCCUCAUAAUAACAACGAGAAUAAUGAGAAUACCAAUUCCCAGUUAGUUCCAGCAGAUAUGUCAAAUCAAUUCUCUGCGGUGGCGGCUGCUGCCCUGGCUGUUGCCGCAGUGAAUGAUACAAACUUUGAGAGUAAAAGCCAUAAAAAUUCAAUCAAGUUUAUACAACAAUUAAAUAAUUCACCAUGGUCAAUGUUACGUAAUGAUAGCCAUAAUAAAUCGAUAACAAAUCAGUCAGUAUUAAAGACAAAUCAAUUUAUUGAAUCAGAUUCAGUGCCGAUUAGACAGAAUGAUAAUAAUCAUAAUAAUUUUAGCUACACAGGAUCGAUGACAUCAUCGUCACCACCACUCCCAACAUCAUCGAUGGUACCUCCACCGUCAACUUCGAAUAAUAAUAAUUCACAUAGUGCGGCAGCUGCUAUGAUGGCAGCUGUCGCAGCGGCUAAUUAUGCAGCAUCUCAACUGGCUUACUAUGGAGCUAAUACCCAGUCAAGCAACAAUAACAACAACGUUGAUAACAAUAACGAGAGUUUAUACUCAGGUCAAUCAAAUAUACCGGGUGGACGUAGUACUAUGGAGUCAUUAUCAUCAAAUUGGAUGAAUAAUAGUACUAAUACUAAUCCACAGAAUGCAUCAUUUAGACCAAUUUCUUCUGGAUGGUCAACAAUUUAUAAUAGAAAUGAUAUAGAACCAUUAGAUGUAUCCAGAAAUGAUGUAAAUCUCUCAUCGAUAACCGCAUCAUCAUCAUCUUCUUCUCCGUAUCCAUCAUCGUGUCCACAGUUGGAUCCAUAUAGUCGAAAUAAUUUAUCUUCACAAUUUCAGAUAAAUCGUAAUUCUGCAUGGUUAGAACGUCUUGAUACCCAUCAGCUGCAACAGCAGCAGCAACAACAACAACUACAUCAUCAGCAAUCAAUACACUUCCAAGGUCAUAGAAUGUUACCUAAUAUCACAGAUUUAGGCGUUAACUCGAAUGAUUCUCCUUCCAAUGUACAAAAAAGUUGAACAUAUAUACAUAUAUAUGUACGUAUAUGUAUAAACAGUAUUACUAUAUUUGCUCUCGUUUCAAACGGAUAUAUAUAUUAUUUCCAUCUUUAUCAUGUUUGUUUAUUAUUCUACAUAAAGAAUUUGUUUAAAUCAAUGAAUUUAACAAUCCUUCAACACUGAACAUAGUAAUUUGAGCGGGCGCGCGCGAUUUCAUUUUUGUUUAAACAAACAAACCAAGGAAAACUGAAUGUGAAAAUUCUAUCUAAUCAAGAAUUUAAUGAAUAUUUCAUUCAUGAAGGUUAAAGCUGACAAAAAAAUGGAGAAAUUUUUUUCCCCUAAUUUCAUUAUACCACAUAUAUACAUACAAAUGAAGCAUUUCCCUUCAACAAUCUGAUGUACAAAUUUUCAAACUGAACAAACUGUAAUAACAAUAAAUAAACAAAUAUUUAUAUUUAUUUAAUUAUUUUGUAAUUUAUUAUCAUUAUUUUUCUCUCUUCUUUGUGUAGUGUCGAGUUCAACACUGGUAUACAAUCACUUCCAGCCUCUCUCCCUUCCUCAAUAACUUACUUACUCAAUCAUUGACUCAUUCACCAGACGUUCAUCAGUAUCACUACUGAUGAUGGCAACAUCUUUAAGCUGACUUCAAAUUUUACUUAAAAUUUUCGAUUUUGCCAGUUCUCAAUUCAUAAUGUGUAAUAUGUAAUCGAAUUGAUAUGAUGUAAUGCGACUACAUUAUGUAACUGGUUGAGACAACAGCAGAGCAAGAAAGCCUUUCUUUAUGGGGCUUGAUUGUCUCUCUCUCUUUCCCCCCUUCCUCUCUCCCUUCGCCUCUUUGUCCUUCUUUUUCUCCCUGCCCCCUUUUUUCAUCAGCCUAAUGUGGAGGAUUCUUCACUGCACAAACGAUUAUCUCCAAGUUCAGUUAUAUCUAUCUAUCUAUCUACCAAUAUUUCACCAAAAUGUAUAAAUAUUAAUGCGUAAAUAUAUUAAAUUAUAUUCCAGUAACAAUAAUAAUCAUCAGAAAAAAUGGGUUAGUAUCCUUUACAAG